AUGCCAGGCGCGGGCGAUUACGUUCCGCCCAAGCAGUACAUGCGCGUCAUGAAGGACAUGUGGGACGCGGUUGACGGACACUUCGACCCAAACUACGUGCUCACGAAGAGCGGGCACGACCUCGUGCAACACUACUCCAUUAAGGCUUCGCACCCCGAGAUGCCGUACGCAAUGCACUUCCUGUCGAUGAUGUGCGCGCUGUCCAACGGGGCGAAGAUUGCACUGUUCCCUUCGUCGGACAGUCCACUCUUUAUCUUCUUCCUUAACAUUAACUAUGCUCAAACACGGAAGAGUUCGAUCACGGGCAAUGCAGACGGGUUCGGCGACCAGAUCGACAAACACGUGUUGAAGGUAGUUGAAAAGAUGUGGGAUGAUCUGAAGAGCGCGGAUGACGAGGAAGAGGAAAAUAACGUCGCUCCCAAAAUCGUCUCUUCAGUGCUGCACUCAGCGACGCCAGCUGAGUUCUUUCACCGCAUGGCUGGCGACUUCCAGCAAUUGCAGAACGCCGACAAAAUGGAUCACGACGAACUGAAGCGCAGGCAUUUCUUCGGCGUGCUUGUGAACUUGGACGAAGCGUACGACCUACUCCAAGCCUUCGGGCUUUUGUCCGACGAGCAGAAGGCGUCCAGCAAGGGCGGGAGGAACGCCGUCAACCCGCACCAGUCUGCUUUCAACAAGUUAGCGCAGUACGGCCAGGCGUCCCGGUCGACGAAGUCGUGCGGGUCCUACGGCGCCGCGGCAGCGCCGACGGUGUCUGUCGGCAUGACCGGGAACAUGCACCCCAGCCAGUACGUGCCCAUGGAGAGGGGGGAGUCUGGCAGCCAUUUCGCCCACACGAAGGAGCGGCUCAUGGUAGCGACAGGCCGGCCGGUGCAGCCGCACGAAGCGCUCCCCGCGGACUUCGCCCCCCCGACCGGCCACUCGUCUUGGACGUGGGCCCCCCUGCUGCCAGACAUCGCGGACGCACUCGGAUUGGGGGAGGGGGCGGCGAGUCCCGAGGCCGCGGAGAGGCUGUGGGAACGUCCGACUGAUGGCCUACCCGCGCUGGAUGCCGCGGCAGAAGUCGACGAGCGGUUCCGCCCAGACGCGAACGGCUACGUGGUCACGCUGCCAGACGGCGUGGAGACGAGAGUGCGCUUCCGCUUGGCAUCUGACGCAACGUCGGGUUUCGAGGCAGAAUGGCGGAUCGCCAACCGCAGCUUUCCCACUCCUGCCGCGUACGAGUUGCAGAAGUGCUUCGCCCGCGUCCUCACGUAUUUCAACGAGCCCCACCGCGUCCUCACCCUGACCGACCGGGCGGACGUUACAUUCAAGUCGUACAUGGGCUGCUUCAACGUCCAGGCGGCGACGAAGCGCGACAAGAAGGACAUCGAGGGCGCCGCGCGCAUGGGCUGCGCGCCGUGGCAACUGGGACAGAUCGCAGGGGCCCUGUGCGUAUUCGACAUCUUCCACGGCCGCUACGACGAGACCCCAGUGUACCAGGGCAGGACCAUCCAGGUUAUGCCCGAGCACAUUAAGCGGGCCGCUAGCUUACUGUCCGCGGUGGACCGCCUCAAAGCGAUCGCGGCGGGCGGAGACGCAGCGGCGACUUGCCCUCCCGGCAUGGACGAGGCCGCGAUGAUGAGGCUCCAGAUGGAGAGUUACAUCGGCACGGAGGGGGCCCCGCAGCCCUUCGACGGCCUGUGGUCCCAGAACGCCUUCGCAGGCGACGCGGCGACGCCUAGCGGCAACCAUCUUGAGGCAUCUGCAGUGGAGGAGGAGGAGGCUGAGGAGGAGGCUGCCCGGGCAUUGGGGCUCGACGGGACGCCGCAGGACGAACCGCGCGGCGCCGCCGCGCUGGGCAGCGGCGCCGGCGCAGACGAUGGCGGCUUUCGCCAGCGCCUCGCGGCAGAUGGGCCCGAGGGCGCGGGGGUCGGCGCGCGGGCUGACGUUCCGGGCGCAGAGGAACUCCAGGGUGCAGGUGACUUGGCUGCCGCCCAGGCGGCCCCUGCGAGCUCCACUCGCGACGCCUUGCUCACGAUGAAGGACGUCCGGUCCAUUGAAUACGGGUACGGACUCCAGGGAUCUUCGGUGCAGGAGACGUUGCUCGCGCCUCAGUGGACGGACCGCGCCGUGAUGCAGAAAACGCUCCUCGUUGGGACCCCAGUGAUUGACCGCAGGUCUGCCGCGCAACGCAUCAUGACUUCCCGUGCGGGUGGGGGGAGACGCAAGACCAUUGAUGCAGAGAGAUGGGCGCGCGUCAUGAAGGCAGGCCUCGCGGGUUGCUCCAUUGCCCAGUUUGACGAAGAGGGGUGCAAAGUGAAAAUGACUCCAGUUCCAGAUGACGUGGCCUUGCGCCACAAGUACCACAAUGAGCUCAUGACCUUGUGCGGCAUUACGCUCCGCCAACUGGUGGAAGCCAUGCAGUCCGCCAAGAAGGCAGCCGAGCAGCGCGGCCGGCCUGGUUCGGACGAACAGUUGCACGUCGCUCUGCGGGAUGCGUUGCGCACGGCGGACGUGCUGGCACUUCUGGGGGAUCAGGAGGUCAACGGCAUGGCCACUUCCCUCAGCCAGGGUUGGAGGCCUUCGCCGCCAUUUCUCGGGGGCGAGACACGCUCGACCGACCUCGUGCACCCGCGACGCGAGUGCCCAGGGUGCAAUGAGCCGCGGGCCCUGCAGACGAGCAAGGCGACGUCCGCUCGGAUACUUGAUUCUGGGAGCGUCGUGGGGAAACGCCACGUCCCCUGGAGGUGUUACACUCAGGGGUGCCCAGAGUACUUGCGGCUGACCUGGCACAACUACGCUACGAUUGACGGGAGCCAUUGGUUCCGAGGUGCCCCAUCCACUCUUCGUUGCUUUAUGUUGACAAGCUCGUUCGGCGUGUCCGUGCAAUACCUUCUGCAACUGCACGCCCGCUUGCUCCGGGAGCACGUGACUUUCGCCGGGGAAGCGUACGUUGCGCACGACAUGGAGAGGCAUUCGCCAGACGGGCCUCGCCUACCUGGCUGUGCUCUUCGCCUAUACAUCAGUGAAGAUUGGUUCAAAUGGCGGAUGUUGCUACGCGUUGAACGCAUGUGUGCCGACGGGGACACGUCCGUCGCCUUGGAGCACUUUUGUUUGUCCGCUACCUCAGAGGAGAACGCGCGGACCUUGUGGCCGAAGGCUCAAUCACACUUCGAGGCUGCUACCCGAGCGGCGCUGCUGCAGAGUGACCCCGCGCAGGCGAGCAGGCAGGCCAUCGACGGCAACCAGAAGAUAAAAAGAUCUUGCUGCGGAGUGCCGCACCAGGACCGCCAAUUGGAUGUAGCUCUCGGGAAGGCAAUCAGCUUGUCGUGCCGCCGGACACCGAAAUUUGGCGCACGUUUUUGCGUCGACCACUUUGAGGCGACCUGCGCUGGGGCCAAUUGCCAAUAUAGCGUCGUUGAGCACAAGGAUCCAGAGACUGUGCUGGGAGAGACAGCAGACGAGAUUAUGUUCAGGGUGUGCGGGGCUGGGGGCAAUGACGAGGGGUUCUGGGUGCCAGAGUCCGAAGUGGAUCCCCGAGCUGCGAUCCAGUAUUUCGCGGAGAAAGGCUUGGACGCGCAGCGGAGGAUAACAGAGCGGAGGUUGCGGAAGAGGCGGGCGCAGGCUGACGCCCGCGAAGCCGUAUCCGCAGUCAUGGCCGAAGCGGCGUCGUUCUGGCACCUACUGACGCCGCAGGAGCGAGAGGACACGCUGGCCCUGCACUCUUCCUCAGGAGACUUGGCCGCUAGCUCGUGCGGAACGCACAAGGAAGGGGAGAAGGAGAGACUCCUUUCAGCCCAGACUGCUGGCGUCAUGUGCGCAUGCACGAGCUCUGGGAUCAUCACGUCGUUGCGGGAGCUGGUCGGAUCAGAAUCUUUGUCGCAGCGAUAUUUUUUCGUUAGUGCGUUGAAAUCGUUGUACCCAGAACUGGAGCUUAUCGUGCAUGAUGACGCGUGCCAUCUGCACAAAUUCAGCGCCUCCCGUGAAUCCCACUCAGCCCACGCGGCCGCCAUCGCCCCCCCGCGCUUGAAGUACUGCGUGGAUGAGUUUCAUGCGACGGGCCACACUGACGCAUGGUGUCUGGCAAACUGUCACCCAAAGAACCCGUCUCUGGCCGAACUCGUGCAAGGGUUCCGUUCCAGCGUUUGUGAGUUCACGUUUACUUGGUUGAGCCAGUACAAGCACCAGACCAAGCACAUGAACCAGUUUGGCUUUUGCUUCUUUGUACUGGAGAUGGCAGACGCUCACAAUGAACGCGUGCGCGCGGGCAGGACUGACCACCUGCCGAGUGCCCGCAGGGGCGCGUCCUAG
This is a messenger RNA of Prorocentrum cordatum, 4293 nucleotides long. The record is from the annotation of a GenBank genome assembly. NCBI's taxonomy places the organism in Eukaryota, Dinophyceae, Prorocentrales, Prorocentraceae.